AGAUUCCCACUUCUAGUUUAGAUUUUUUAAAGAUUCGUCAGGCGAGCUAAGGACACUCACUCAUAUCAAACUGAAAUAUGUUGGCAUUUCAUUUAACACUCACACAGUCGUACAUACAGUUGAUGAUAACAGUAUGGAUAAGUUUACGAUCUUAAGGAUAGUGAUUUUCUCGAUUUUGAUAGCAUACAUCAGUCAAACCGACGGAAAGAAGUGUACAAAGAAGACUUUGUAUUACGCCGCCCAGCAUUACUGUGCUUCAAUGUUAAUGUGGUGGUGUACAAGUUAUGGAUAUAGACGAAUUACUGUGUAUCAGUUUUCAACUGUAUGCUGUCCAGGAUACUAUGGAAAAGACUGUAAAACAGUUGAUGGAGGUUGGACCGACUUUGGUGCAUUUACAAAGUGGACUUGCUGUGAUGUCACAUGUGGCGGAGGCAUCACUACAAGAAAACAGGUCCGCACGUGUACAAAUCCUGCUCCUGCUCACGGUGGAAAAAACUGCUCUGGACCAAGUGUUAAAAUUGAAAAGACGGAUUGCAAUUUAACUCAAUGCCCGGAUAAAAGAACCACGACAACUGCUGAACCACAAAUCAGUGAAGAAAAAUCAGAGACAACACCAAGUCAAACAGUAGAUAACAAAACGAAUGUGAAGACGACAUCUUCAAACCUAAUAUCAUCCACUCCUACAUCAACGACACACCCUGGAUCAGGGAAACACGUAAUGAAAACAACUUCUAAAACUUUAGGAAACAAAGUGGAGAUGACUACUUCAAACGUGAUGACUCCAACAACCAUUCCGACAAACAAAUCAACGAAACUACAAUGCAAGCACGGGGUGUAUCGAGCUGAUCCAAAACAUUGUAAAAACUAUUUUCUCUGUAAUUAUGGAGUAGAAAUGCGAAUGUCGUGUCCAAUUGGAACAUUCUGGGAUGAAGCUAAGUUGAACUGCAUGCAUGCUGAUAAUGUCGAUUGUAAGAAAAGACCAAUUUCGUGAAGAAGAAAAAUAAACACGAGGAUUACACGUAUA
Molecule: messenger RNA, 1024 nt
Organism: Ostrea edulis (European flat oyster)
Lineage: Eukaryota; Metazoa; Mollusca; Bivalvia; Ostreida; Ostreidae
Product: integumentary mucin C.1-like
Exons: 5
Coding region: 134-991 (285 amino acids)
Cellular component (GO): extracellular region
Molecular function (GO): chitin binding
Source: RefSeq, a predicted model, not a curated record